Homo sapiens (human) is the source of this 2727-nucleotide messenger RNA. RefSeq names its product threonyl-tRNA synthetase 2, mitochondrial (gene TARS2). Gene Ontology annotation, molecular function: aminoacyl-tRNA ligase activity; nucleotide binding; threonine-tRNA ligase activity. Gene Ontology annotation, cellular component: cytoplasm; mitochondrial matrix. Gene Ontology annotation, biological process: tRNA aminoacylation for protein translation; tRNA aminoacylation; aminoacyl-tRNA metabolism involved in translational fidelity. The transcript is spliced from 18 exons. The coding region runs from base 33 to 2189 and encodes 718 amino acids. The record is from RefSeq and is marked reviewed. Lineage: Eukaryota; Metazoa; Chordata; Mammalia; Primates; Hominidae.
GUUUGAGGAUGUAGGCACUGGUGUGAAGGAACAUGGCCCUGUAUCAGAGGUGGCGGUGUCUCCGGCUCCAAGGUUUACAGGCUUGCAGGCUACACACGGCAGUUGUGUCGACCCCUCCACGCUGGUUGGCAGAGCGGCUUGGCCUUUUUGAGGAGCUGUGGGCUGCUCAGGUAAAGAGAUUAGCAAGCAUGGCACAGAAGGAACCCCGGACUAUUAAGAUAUCACUUCCUGGAGGCCAGAAAAUUGAUGCUGUGGCAUGGAACACAACCCCCUACCAACUAGCCCGGCAGAUCAGUUCAACACUGGCAGAUACUGCAGUGGCUGCUCAAGUGAAUGGAGAACCUUAUGAUCUGGAGCGGCCCUUGGAGACAGAUUCUGACCUCAGAUUUCUGACAUUCGAUUCCCCAGAGGGGAAAGCAGUGUUCUGGCACUCCAGCACCCAUGUCCUGGGGGCAGCAGCUGAACAAUUCCUAGGUGCUGUUCUCUGCAGAGGUCCAAGUACAGAAUAUGGCUUUUACCAUGAUUUCUUCCUGGGAAAGGAGAGGACAAUCCGGGGCUCAGAGCUGCCUGUUUUGGAGCGGAUUUGCCAGGAACUUACAGCUGCUGCUCGACCCUUCCGGAGGCUAGAGGCUUCACGGGAUCAGCUUCGCCAGUUGUUCAAGGAUAACCCCUUUAAGCUUCACUUGAUUGAGGAGAAAGUGACAGGUCCAACAGCAACAGUAUAUGGGUGUGGCACAUUGGUUGACCUUUGCCAGGGCCCCCACCUUCGGCAUACUGGACAGAUUGGAGGACUGAAGCUGCUAUCGAACUCAUCAUCCUUAUGGAGGUCUUCAGGGGCCCCAGAGACACUGCAGAGAGUGUCAGGGAUUUCCUUCCCCACAACAGAAUUGCUGAGGGUCUGGGAAGCAUGGAGGGAGGAAGCAGAAUUGCGGGACCACCGGCGCAUUGGGAAGGAACAGGAGCUCUUCUUCUUCCAUGAACUGAGCCCUGGGAGCUGCUUCUUCCUGCCACGAGGGACAAGGGUGUAUAAUGCACUAGUGGCGUUUAUCAGGGCUGAGUAUGCCCAUCGUGGUUUCUCCGAGGUGAAAACUCCCACACUGUUUUCUACGAAGCUCUGGGAACAGUCAGGGCACUGGGAGCAUUAUCAGGAAGACAUGUUUGCCGUGCAGCCCCCAGGCUCUGACAGGCCUCCCAGCUCCCAGAGUGACGAUUCUACCAGGCAUAUCACAGAUACACUCGCCCUCAAGCCUAUGAACUGCCCUGCACACUGCCUGAUGUUCGCCCACCGGCCCAGAUCCUGGCGGGAACUGCCCCUGCGACUAGCUGACUUUGGGGCUCUACACCGGGCCGAAGCCUCUGGUGGUCUGGGGGGACUGACCCGACUGCGGUGCUUCCAGCAGGAUGACGCUCACAUCUUCUGUACAACAGAUCAGCUGGAAGCAGAGAUCCAAAGCUGUCUUGAUUUCCUCCGUUCCGUCUAUGCCGUUCUUGGCUUCUCCUUCCGCCUGGCACUGUCCACCCGGCCAUCUGGCUUCCUGGGGGACCCUUGCCUUUGGGACCAGGCCGAACAGGUCCUUAAACAGGCCCUGAAGGAAUUUGGAGAACCCUGGGACCUCAACUCUGGAGAUGGUGCCUUCUAUGGACCUAAGAUUGACGUGCACCUCCACGAUGCCCUGGGCCGGCCACAUCAGUGUGGGACAAUUCAGCUUGACUUCCAACUGCCCCUGAGAUUUGACCUCCAGUAUAAGGGGCAGGCGGGUGCCCUGGAGCGUCCAGUCCUCAUUCACCGAGCAGUGCUCGGUUCUGUGGAAAGACUGUUGGGAGUGCUGGCAGAAAGCUGCGGGGGGAAAUGGCCACUGUGGCUGUCCCCGUUCCAGGUGGUGGUCAUCCCUGUGGGGAGUGAGCAAGAGGAAUACGCCAAAGAGGCACAGCAGAGCCUGCGGGCUGCAGGACUGGUCAGUGACCUGGAUGCAGACUCUGGACUGACCCUCAGCCGGAGAAUCCGCCGGGCCCAGCUUGCCCACUACAAUUUUCAGUUUGUGGUUGGCCAGAAAGAGCAAAGUAAGAGAACAGUGAACAUUCGGACUCGAGAUAAUCGUCGCCUUGGGGAGUGGGACUUGCCUGAGGCUGUGCAGCGACUGGUGGAGCUACAGAACACGAGGGUCCCAAAUGCCGAAGAAAUUUUCUGAGCCUUUGUACAUAGAUGAGGCAAAAACCUGCGAGUGCCAUCAGCCUCCCUCACAUGGGAGACCCCAACCCAGCUGACAAUGUGGAGCCCCCAGAACUUCAGAACUGUGUGGAGGCACAUGUCUGCUCUCCUGAAAAGAGACUUGGUUUGGGGACCCCACAAAAGGAGGGAAGCUGUAGCUGUUUGGAUGUGAGGAGAAUGAAACUACAAAAAAAAAUAAAUUGGGCCAGGCGCAGUGGCUCAUGCCUGUAAUCCCAGCACUCUGGGAGGCUGAGGCGGACGGAUCAUGAGGUCAGGAGAUCAAGACCACCCUGGCUAACACGGUGAAACCCUGUCUCUACUAAAAAUACAAAAAAUUAGCCGGGCAUGGUGGCACACGCCUGUAAUCCCAGCUACUCAGGAGGCUGAGGCAGGAGAAUCGCUUGAACCCGGGAGGUAGAGGUUGCAGUGAGCUGAGAUUGCGCCACUGCACCCCCCUAGGCGACAGAGCGAGACUCUGUCUCUAAAUAAAUAAAUAAAUAAAUAAAUACAAACUGGAA